Messenger RNA from Oncorhynchus masou masou (cherry salmon), 2714 nucleotides. RefSeq names its product transcription elongation factor A protein 3-like. The record is from RefSeq and is a predicted model, not a curated record. Gene Ontology annotation, cellular component: nucleus. The transcript has 20 exons. NCBI's taxonomy places the organism in Eukaryota, Metazoa, Chordata, Actinopteri, Salmoniformes, Salmonidae. The coding region runs from base 187 to 2364 and encodes 725 amino acids. Gene Ontology annotation, biological process: transcription elongation by RNA polymerase II; DNA-templated transcription. Gene Ontology annotation, molecular function: nucleic acid binding; zinc ion binding.
GGUCAGACGAUCCGACAACUGUCCUUCUGCCUGUAACUUGAGGACACGCCCCUUCGCAGAAUGGCAUGGAUCGCGCCAUAACGUAAAGUUCUAUCUACGUAGGAUGAACAUUUACAUUUCGUAUUUUUUAUUAUACAACAUUUUACAUACUAUAUAUUAUUGUACGUUUAAUCCCAUGCAUAAACUAUGACGCGAGAAGAGGAGUUAAUUCGGAUUGCAAAAAAACUGGACAAGAUGGUGUCUAGAAAUAACACGGAGGGUGCCCUGGACCUGCUGAAUGAACUGAAGAGCUUCAACAUGACACUGAAACUUCUGCAGGAAACGAGAAUCGGCAUGUCUGUGAAUGGAAUCAGGAAGCACUGCACAGACGACGAGGUAGUUUCCCUGGCCAAGAUCCUCAUCAAGGACUGGAAGAGACUGCUGGAUGCUGCACGUACUCAGAGUACUGAAAGGCCCAAUAAGAUGAAGAAUGGGGUUGACUCCAACAAAUCCGCAGGGUCCCCAGUCAGGUCCCCCUUAGAGAAAGACACCAGUCACAAGAGGCUGGAUGAUUCUGAUUCAGAACCUGAAUCUGAAAAGGAAGAAUACUCUGAUAAACGGCAAAAAGAGAAGUACAAUGUUGAACACAAAAAAGACGAGAGAGCUGUUGAUCUUAAAAAGGAGCGAUAUACAGAGGCAUUCAAAAACAAAUGGCAUGCAGAACAAUCCAAAAAUGGAAAACAUACAGAAGAUGCCAGAAAAGAAAGACAUGUAGAACACUUAGAAGAACCCAAAAAGGAGAGACACUUCGAAAAAUCCAGAAAAGAAAGACAUGUACCUAUACAUGACACAAAAAAUGAAAGCCAUGUGCAAGAACCCAAGAAAGAAAGUAACCUCGAAGAACCCAAAAAUGAGAGCCACACAGAUGAACCGAGAAAGGAAAGACACACAGAGGAAUGCAGAAAGGAGAUGCCAAUGUCCGAACCCCCUCAAGAGAGACCUGUUGAAAACCAUAGACAAGGGUUUGAGAGGAGAGAUUCUUCAGACACUCUGUCUCCUUCUCAUCCUCGUCCCACCCCUCCAUCCAGACGUCCCUCAGUGAAGGUGAAGAAAGAGAGGAAAAAAGCUCCUCCUGACCCUAAUUCCCCGCGUCCUCCUCUUCGUCCUCAUCCUUCUAUGCCCACUGCAGCAGAGGUCAAGAAGGAGAGAAAAGAGCCUCCCCGGAUUUCUGUGGUUAGAAAAGAGCCUCCGGACCCCAAUGCUCCAUUUGCUCCUCUUCCUCUCCAUCUCCAUCCUCCCCCUCCUGUGAAGCGCCCGUCAGUGGAAGUCAAAAAGGAGAGAGAAGAGUCGUCAGAUUACAAACCCGUUUCUCUGAAGGUGACGUCAUCUGACCAUGUGAAAAAGGAUAGAAAAGACUCCGAUAGCAAAGUGCCCAAAAAAACCUCUGUUGAUGCCAAGAAAGAAAGAAAGGAUUUGUCAGAUUCCAAACCAAAACCUGCUAAAAGGCAGAGUCUGGACUCCUCAGAUUCCAAUCCAAAACGUUCUAAAAGGCCAAGUCUGGAUGGCAAGAAAGACAGAAAGGACUCCACUGACUCCAAGCCCAGCCAUUCUGUGAAACGUCAUUCGACUGAUUCCAAAUCAGACAGGAGGGACUCUGUGGAUUCCAAGACUAGCAACUCACCCUCAGCUAAGAAGCUCUCUAGCGAGACAAAAGAAUUUCAUAGCUCCAAGUCCUCUCACCCUGGCCCUCUGCAGAGAAAGUCGUCAACGGACAGUAUUGAACGGAGAGGGAAACCAGAGAUGCCAAAGAUUCCCACCACCCCCACCAGUCCCAUGUCCCCCUCCUUCAGCUCAGCAGGGGUUCCCCUGUCCCCUUGCCUUGCCACUGGAGAAACCAUCAGGGACAAGUGCAUCGAGAUGCUGGCUGCUGCUCUACGUACAGAUGACAACUUCAAAGAAUUUGGGACAAACUGUGACUCCAUGGCAGCAGAGAUUGAAGAUCAUAUUUACACGGAGAUGGGAUCCACAGAUAUGAAGUAUAAAAACAGGGUGCGGAGCCGCAUCAGCAACCUGAAGGACCCCAAAAACCCUGGACUGCGGAGGAACAUCCUGGCUGGAGGCAUCGAGCUGAGACGCUUCGCCAUCAUGUCUGCUGAGGAGAUGGCUAGUGAUGAGUUGAAGCAGCUGAGGAACAAUCUGACUAAGGAGGCCAUUAGGGAACACCAACUGUCCAAAACCAGCGGUACCAUUUCUGACCUGUUUCAGUGCAGCAAGUGCGGCAAAAAGAACUGCACCUACAACCAGAUGCAGACCCGCAGCGCUGAUGAGCCUAUGACUACUUUUGUUCUGUGUAAUGAGUGCGGGAACCGCUGGAAGUUCUGCUGAUGUGGCCCAGCUCCAAUGACGAUGUUGCAGACCACAUUUUUCUAUGAGGGGUUAUAAUGUUAAGCAAUGAGUAAUUUUACAAAAAUGAAUACCGGUACUUACGAUUUAUAAUUGACUUUUUAAGAUGGACUCCCGAGUGGCGCAGCGGUCUAAGGCACUGAAUCUCAUUGCAAGAGGCGUCACUACAGUUACUGGUUCAAUUCCAGGCUGUAUCACAUCCGGCUGUGAUUGGGAGUCCCAUAGGGCGGUGCACAAUUGGCCCAGCAUCGUCCGGGUUGUAAAUAAGAAUUUGUUCUUAAUUGACUUGCCUGGUUAAAUAAAGUUUACAUUUAAAAAAUAAUAAUGAUAAA